Scatophagus argus is the source of this 1675-nucleotide messenger RNA. RefSeq names its product transcription factor HES-4-B-like. The transcript is spliced from 2 exons. Lineage: Eukaryota; Metazoa; Chordata; Actinopteri; Scatophagidae. The coding region runs from base 283 to 732 and encodes 149 amino acids. The record is from RefSeq and is a predicted model, not a curated record. Gene Ontology annotation, cellular component: nucleus. Gene Ontology annotation, biological process: regulation of neurogenesis; regulation of transcription by RNA polymerase II; anterior/posterior pattern specification. Gene Ontology annotation, molecular function: RNA polymerase II cis-regulatory region sequence-specific DNA binding; protein dimerization activity; DNA-binding transcription factor activity, RNA polymerase II-specific.
UUGAUCCCAGCAUCAGGCAGCAGAUCUGCUCUCUCUACAGGGUCACCACUUUCCCACAUUCACACAGAGCUCUGUGAGCUUCUCUCCAUCACCCCCCCAGUCCUCCACCUGUUCCCCUGAGAUCUAACCAUUGUCCCCCAGGCCAUCACACACUUCAACAUACUGCUGCUCCACAUGCCUGAUUGUCUCACCAGGCUCUGUGAUUGGCUGAGACUGUGAGAAACUCCAGUCAGACCAAGACCCACACAUUCAUAUGCAGAUGUGGGACUAUAAAUAGGAGGGAUGAAGCCAGCACAGAGCAGAUUCUCUCUGCAGAGACCUCUACAGCACAGAGAUCCACCCAUGGCACCUACUAUCACUGCAGCAAUGACCAAUUCUCAGGAGCAUCUGACUCUGAACCACAAGCUCAGAAAGCCUCUGGUGGAGAAGUUACGCAGGGAGCGAAUCAACAGCAGCAUUGAGCAGCUCAAGUCUCUGCUGGCUCCAGAGUUCCUCAAACAGCAGCCAGACUCCAAGCUGGAGAAAGCAGACAUCCUGGAGAUGACAGUUUGUGUCCUGCAACGACUGCAGCAUCAACAGCAGAGAAGACUGAUGAAGAACUUCAGCAAGCUGCAGUCUUCCUCUGAGAAACACCUGACAGAUGCUGACUUCUCUCUUCUGAGCUCCACAGUCCACAUCAGCAUCACCAAAGACAAGAGUCCAGUCAGCAGCGCCCCCUGGAGGCCGUGGUAGACACCUCCAGCCUGGAGUCUCUCCUGGAAAAAGUCAGUUGUGAAACAAAGAUGACUGGACUGAACUCUUUGAAAUCUGAUGGACUUGUUCUUCUGUAUGUACAGAAGCUUGUAUUUUGUGUGUGUUUUUCUCUGUCCAAGAUGACAUUUCCUGAGGAAAUGACAGCAACAAUAUCUUUCAAGUUAAGAAAGAGAACAUCUUGUCAUGCAUGUUGCAUGAACCAAAUCUGAUUGCAUCAGCAAUUCUUAUUAUACCUCAGUGUACUUCAUGUAUUGGUGGUACCUGCUAUGGUAACAUUUGCUAUCUUUUGAUUGUUAUUGAUGGUUGUGAUCAACAACUUUAACUGUCUUUUUAUGGACCUUUGGUCACUAUGGCAUUUCUCUUAUUUAAAUGUCACUGAUUGGUCAGAACUGAUCUGUUGUAAGAUCCAAAUGUUUAUCUUUUUUUGAAUGAUGUUCUUAUGUCACAAUUUUCCUGUGAUACUUUUAUACUUUUAUGAUCAUUUUGAUCUAAAAUCUUUAUUGUCCUUUUUAAGGCUAUUUUGUCCUCAUGGACUUCUCCUCACAUUAUGUGAUUAUUGAACUUUGAUCUGUUUUUAGAUCAAUAUGUUUCUCCUUUUACUUUAAAAGGUCUGUUUAAUGUCACACUGUCACAGUUUUCCAGUGACAAUGUCAUUUCUACAUGUUGAGAAUGAGCUGAAUUCAGUGCUUAUUAAGAACAAUGUGACCUGAUUUCAGGUCAGUUUAACUAUUUUUCCUUCUGUUCACUGUGUGCAAAUGUUUUGCUAUGUUUUCUAAUCAAAAAGUGCUGUGUCCUCAAAUGUUGUAAAUGCUUUGUCUUUUAUAAAGACAGCUGUUCCUUUACUCUGUCAGAGUACAGUGUGUCUUGUAGAAAUCUACAAGUUGUUGUUGUGAUGUACCAUCACCUCUAGUUGGAGCUGACU